AUGAGAAGUUCGAAAGUGGUGCUGGUUGCGGUUUGCGCGUGUGCGAUCGUGGGGAUGACGCUGGCCCGCAAGAUCCACAUCCCGGCGAAAAACCGGAACGAUGACCUGUUCUCCGAGGACGAAUUCACCUUCCCGGUCGAGGACACCAAGGAUCCGACCAACUUCACCGGUAACGUGAUGAAGGCCAACAUCGUGAUGUCGCAGGUCAAGAACAAGGGCAAAGGCGAGUUUAAGUAUGCGGUCGAAACGGAAAACGGAAUCGAAGUGGAACAGAUCGGUAAGCUUCGCAGCGAUAACAAAACCUUCGUCGUAAUGGGUUCCUACACAUACACCGGUGCAAACGGCAAGCGCUAUCGGGUGCGUUACACCGCCGACGAGUUCGGCUAUCAUCCGAUCACCGAACUGGAUUUGGACAUUCCGGACCCCAUGGGGGCUCCUCAGCCUGUCCGGCAGCCACUGCAGCCCUUCACCUUUGCACCCCGAGUGACGACGACGACAACACCUCCCCCGCCACCACCGCCGGUCCAGAAUCCCUACGAUGGACCGUCACACGCGUAUUUGCCACCAACCAAUUCCUACCUACCCCCGUCGGAUGAGUACCUACCGCCGCAGGGUGACAAUCGCAGACAACCCGCCGAACAGCUACCGACGGAACAGCUACCACCCUACUACAGUCCGCAGAGUCUGCCCGAACAGAAUCUGCUCUACUAG
Molecule: messenger RNA, 711 nt
Organism: Sabethes cyaneus
Lineage: Eukaryota; Metazoa; Arthropoda; Insecta; Diptera; Culicidae
Gene: Cpr11A
Exons: 4
Coding region: 1-711 (236 amino acids)
Cellular component (GO): chitin-based extracellular matrix
Molecular function (GO): structural constituent of chitin-based larval cuticle
Source: RefSeq, a predicted model, not a curated record